AUGGCAUCUUCGAGUUCAUCCUAUACACCCCCAUACGCUUUCAUAUCCACUGAAAAUGAUAUUGAAUACACUAUUCAAAUACCGGACCUCAAAAUAGUCAAAAAGCUCUUCGGUCCAAAUUUGUCCGACAAUGGGAAAAUCGACUGUGAGAUUAUGGAAACUGGAUUUAAAUUCAGUUUCAUCGGAAGUAAAGACCUUACCGGUAAAAACUAUACCCUCUUUGUAUCGAACUUCCCCAGUAAAAUUAAUCCUUGUAAGAGUAGCUGGAAACCGCGAAAUGGAGCAGUCGACGUGAGGCUACGUGUUUCAGACAAUCCAAAAGAAGUCGAAGCCAAGUUGAGGGAGGAGCGCCUGAUUGAAGGACCCGAAUCCACUGAAUAG
Messenger RNA from Echinococcus granulosus, 381 nucleotides. RefSeq lists its product as hypothetical. The record is from RefSeq and is a predicted model, not a curated record. The transcript is spliced from 4 exons. The coding region runs from base 1 to 381 and encodes 126 amino acids. Lineage: Eukaryota; Metazoa; Platyhelminthes; Cestoda; Cyclophyllidea; Taeniidae.